UAAACCAAUAACCAUUCGCGUAUUGCCGUGAAGCAAGGCGAAGGGUUUCCCACCAAUAAACGUAAUGAAUGGAUAUUAAGUCACACGGGAUGUUGCGCGGGCGUGUGUGACGUAGCCCCGUUGCCUGGAUACCGUCCGAUUUGUUAGUGGACCACCAUAUUGCAUUCCGUAUUUUGCUAUGGAGAGAUUAGGAUGGUUUCUAAUCGUCUCCGUCGUCGGGGCGGCUUUCUCCGACGACGUACCGACCGGCUUCGUAUUUAAGCAUCACGAUAACGAGGAACUGCUCCAAGUGUUGGUGGACGUCCAUAACAAAUGCCCCAACAUAACUCGAUUAUACGAAUUAAGUCACAGAAGUGUCAAUGGUCAGCCUCUUCUAGUCUUAGAAAUGACUAAAAACCCGGGCAGACACGAGUUUUUGAAGCCAGAGUUUAAGUAUAUUGGAAACAUGCACGGUAAUGAAGUAUUGGGAAGAGAAAUGUUACUGGCCCUGGCUAGUUAUCUCUGCAAUGAAUACGAGCGAGGAAAUGAGGAUAUUCGACGUCUCGUGAACACGACGCGAAUUCACAUUUUACCUUCCUUGAAUCCGGACGGCUGGCAAAUAGCAUCCACGAGUCAUGGUGAUAAUUGGUUAAAAGGAAGAGGUAAUGCCAACGGAGUGGAUUUAAAUAGAGAUUUCCCAGAUCUAAAUCAGAUUGUUUAUGAACAUGUUGGUGGUGAUGAUGAUAAAUUUAAUAACCAUCUGUUUUCUAAAGAUGCAAUAGAUCAUAAGUUUCAACCAGAGACCUUAGCCGCCAUGAAGUGGAUUUUAAAAAAUCCUUUCGUUCUGUCUGCUAAUUUGCACGGUGGAGCUCUGGUUGCUAAUUUCCCCUAUGAUGAAUCUUUCCAUCACAGCAGUCAGGAAUAUACGGCCACACCAGAUGACGACACUUUCAGACAUCUUGCCAUGUCUUAUUCGAAAGUUCAUAAAACAAUGUCCGCCGAUAAGCCUAUUGACUGUAAUGGAGAUGACUUCACUCACCAAGGAGGAAUAACAAAUGGAGCUGCUUGGUACAGUGUUGCAGGAGGAAUGCAAGAUUUUAAUUAUCUUGGCUCUAAUGAUUUUGAAAUCACACUUGAGUUAGGAUGUAAUAAAUAUCCUCCAGCUAGCGAAUUAGAAAAAGAAUGGUUUAAUAAUAAAGAUGCACUUAUUAACUUUAUCUGGCAGUCUCAUAUUGGAGUAAAAGGCAUUGUUAAAGAUGCAGAAACUGAUCAACCCCUUACUGGCGUUUACAUUAAAACAGUCAAUAUCACAGAUGAUAAACACAAAUUAAUUGAUCACGACGUGACAACAGUUACAAAUGGAGAAUAUUGGAGACUGUUAACUCCGGGAAAGUACGAAAUUACUGCACUCACCCCGGGCUAUAAAGCGGACACGAAAACAGUCAUCGUCACUAAUCCGCCGCAUCAAGAAGCUAUCCGUCUUGAUUUUACGUUGGAACCGGAAUCUUUGGAAAAUUAUGAUAAUGUGAUUGAAGAAUCAAAUGAAGAUAAAAGAUAUUAUGGUAAUACAGAGUUUGCAAGAUUUUUAAGGUUUUUUAAUAAAAAAAAACAGGUUUAGCAAAGUAUAAACAAUAUAAAAAUCUCACUUUAUGAAACUUUUUAAUUUUCAUUUCUGUGCCAAAAAAAAAACACUUUAAAAGUCAAAGAUCUGUUUUAUUUGAAACUCAUUUCAAUAAAGACAGCACAAACUUUAAUAUCUACUGUGCAUCUUCAGUUUAGCAUCUCACUCAAAAAAAUUGUCUAAUUGUUAAAAUAGUUAAACAUAUCAGUGUAUCUUAGAAUAACUAGUCAAUCAAUUUUGUUUUAAUAUUUAAUAUAAUUUAUUAUUAAACUAGCAUAUCAUGUUUAUACAGAUAUAGAAAAGCUUUUAAAUAUUCAUUAAUGUGUAAAUGUCAAUCCUUUUUUUUUUGGUCAGAGCUAAAUAUUAAAUUUUA
This is a messenger RNA of Centruroides sculpturatus (bark scorpion), 1973 nucleotides long. RefSeq names its product carboxypeptidase E-like. Bases 179 to 1597 code for a protein of 472 amino acids. The transcript has 9 exons. Gene Ontology annotation, biological process: proteolysis. NCBI's taxonomy places the organism in Eukaryota, Metazoa, Arthropoda, Arachnida, Scorpiones, Buthidae. Gene Ontology annotation, molecular function: zinc ion binding; metallocarboxypeptidase activity. The record is from RefSeq and is a predicted model, not a curated record.